Messenger RNA from Gryllus bimaculatus (two-spotted cricket), 1956 nucleotides. Lineage: Eukaryota; Metazoa; Arthropoda; Insecta; Orthoptera; Gryllidae. The record is from the annotation of a GenBank genome assembly.
AAUAUUAAUUUGAGGGCUAGGUACAGAAAAUGUAUUAAAAAUCCGUCUCUAAGGACAUUGUUACAGUGUAUUUUAACGCGUCUUAAAUCCUUAUUGAACUAAGAAAAUGAAUGCAUUAGCAAUGAAUAAAAAAGUGUAGCUUUUCAUUUAGUGUUUCCUAGCCUGAAAAGUUAGUUAUUCACAGCAGCGUACAACAGCUCCAAACGCUCCAAAACAAGAAAGGGCGUGGAGUGUAUUAGAGUAUGUGAACGAGUGUCACUAAGUAAUGCUGUAGCGCUCUUCUAGAGUUAAAAGUUUCAUUGAUACAGGAUAUCGAGUGUGAAUGCUAUGGGUUUCAGAAUUCCAUUAUCUGUAUUGACACUCCUUACAUUAUACUUUUGUUAUGCUGCUGGCCAGUCUAAUUGUCACAUUCCAUUCAAAAUUCGAGGUUCGUGGUUCUCAUGGGAAAAUGGAGAGAAUACUUUAACUGUAAUAGAUGCAACUUCUAUGUCCAGGAAAGGGAUAUGUGUACUUUCCAAAGAAGAAUAUCAUGUUAAUUACACAUUUGUGUUCAGAAAAGAAAAUUGUUACAAUUGUAUAAAACUUCUUGUUCGCACAGUCAAUGUUCUAGAGAAAAUAGAAUCUAGUUGUGUGAACAUUCCUCCUCAAGAAGAAGUUUCUGUAGAAAGGGUGUGUCAAGGACUGAGAUCAGAUCAGCAGUUAAUAACAUUGUUUUCUGAGAAUUAUGUACCAGUGAAUUGCCGAUCCAGUUUGGAAGGAGUAUGGCAAUUCGCUUACCAGAAUCGUUUCCGCUUCACUGGUGAGUGUAAUCAUCCUGAUGCUCAAAUUCGAUCCUGUCAAACUGCUGGUACACAGUUUCUCAUCACCAAUCAGAAAUUCAAUAUCACUUAUAAAAAAUGUACAGGAAUGGCAGAAACAUUUGAUGGAGUGGUUGAAUACAGUUGUCUUGGGGAUUGGUUUGUGGAUAAAAAUCAUUUCUUUGCUGUGGCCAACACAAAAGAAUCUCGAAAAGAUGAAAAGUAUCGUUGUUUCUUGAAAAACAGGGAUGACGACCUUUACCUUGGUGUAUCCAUUACAGCUGAAUGCAAUACUUUAAAAACUGUAGAAAAAAGCCCAGAAAGAAUGCGGGUUACUCCAAUGAAGGCAGAGGUGGUGGAGCCAGGUUGCCGCUUACCUCAGAAUUUUUCAGGAGAUUGGAUAAAUACUGCUAAUAUUGAUGCUGAUGUAUUCAUAAAUGAAACGCACAUUAUAGAAACGUGGUAUCCAGAUGAAGGUCGUUACCGAAAGACUAUAUAUGUCUGUCGAGAACAACGGGAUACUAGAUUUAUGAUGGCACGCUUGACUGUGGAUGCUAAAAAUCCUGUUCCUGUACGGUGCCCUGUAGCUGGUAAAUUUAAUUUUACCCAAAGAGGAGAUGUUCCAUUUGAGACACGAAUUCUGGGUGGUGUUACAUUGUCACCGCGUCCAAAUAUUUACUGCAAAGAAAAUAUUUCAGACUUCUCAGUAUGUGACACUGAUCAAAAGGAAAUAGCUGUUGAUGAAACUUACUGCUUAAGCGUUGAUCAUUUGGGUCGCCCAGUUGACAUAUACAGUGAUCCUGAUUAUAAAAUGAAGUGCAUAGGGUUUUGGAAGGAAAAUUUGAAGUCUUACCUUAUUACUUACGAUGAAUUGGAUGCUUUUAGUAAAUACCGCUGUUGGGUUUAUCAACGUGCCGACUUGAACAGAGUUUUAAUGUCACAAGCUUUAGGUGCUUAUUGUGAUCUAAAGCAGGAUGUGACUAGCUGGAAUCAGUCGGAAGGUGCUGCAGUUGCUAUUGAUAUGACAGAAUAUGAAAGAGAAAGAGACCAGUGUCCAAUGCAUUUUGAUGAUGGGAGUUACCCCUGGGUUCAAACUGAAAAUUUCAUUAAAGUAUUUGACUUCGAUGGCACGGACCCUAAUUUCACAUUCUGCUCCAUA